AUGGCAGACGCAGAUCAUGGCUAUGUUCUCUAUCAGAGAGGAGAGGAAGCAGAAUCAGACAUCUGGGAUGACACAGUGCUAAUUAAAGCUUAUGACAGUGCAGUUUCAGCAGUGAAGGCACAAUUGGCGGAACAGCACCCUGAGUUUGCUGCUGCACAUCCUGGCACAAAAACAAAAAAGAAGAAACGAAACAAAUCCAAGUCCAAGAAGAAGAAAAGUGCUAACAGAGGCACAGGAAAGUGGAAGGCGGGAGAUCUGUGUCGUGCAGUGUUCACAGAGGAUGGAGAAGUAUAUGAAGCUCGUAUUUUGUCCAUUGAUGAAGAUGCAGAAACUUGUACAGUCAAAUAUAUUGGUUAUGGCAAUGAAGAAGAACUCCCAUUGUCCAGUUUGAUGCCACUGGUCAGCGAGGAUUCUUCCCAGGAUGUGAGGACGGACACAGCCAGUGAUACUGGAAGUGUCAGUCAUAUACCAACAGUACCUGAAGUGAAUGCUGGAAAACACAGAAACAAGAAAGCCUCAUCUAGUCAACAACACAACAGCCAGAAUAAACGUCGCAUGCCUAAAUGGCCGUGGGAUGGAUACAUCCCACCUCCUGUCUUCCCUCAGAUGCCGCCACAGCAGGUUCCAACAUUUCAGCCUCCACAGUUUCCAGGAUUUCCGCCUCCACCAGCUCCACACUAUCCCAGUUACCAGGCUGCAGGCCCUGCUCCACCACCAGUAAGUCACACUAGUCACGCUCCACCACCAAUGUUCCCGUGUGUUCCUCCACCACCCCCAUUGUUUACAGACCAGGGUGAGGAGAAUGAGGCGUUGUACAGCAUGCUGAUUUCUUGGUACAUGAGCGGCUACCAUACAGGAUAUUACCAGGGUCUCAAACACUCGGCUUCCAACACUGCUGCCGGGCAUGGAAUUCCAAGAUGA
Molecule: messenger RNA, 921 nt
Organism: Candidula unifasciata
Lineage: Eukaryota; Metazoa; Mollusca; Gastropoda; Stylommatophora; Geomitridae
Source: the annotation of a GenBank genome assembly